Messenger RNA from Chrysemys picta bellii (western painted turtle), 3765 nucleotides. NCBI's taxonomy places the organism in Eukaryota, Metazoa, Chordata, Testudines, Emydidae. The record is from RefSeq and is a predicted model, not a curated record.
GAGACACAGCUGAGAUAAGGAACUGUGAUAAAAAAAAACAGUAAAAACUGUGUUAGUCAGCAAACUUCCUCUGAGGAAGAUCACAACAGGAUAAAGUAGAUGCGGUUUUCUUGCCUGGUUGCAGAAGGCAGUGGCCACCAUGAAGCAGCUCAUCUCCCACCUUCUGGGCUUUUGCUGGCUCGUCUGCUUCAAGGGGACUCAAUGUUUCACCAGCGAUGUCGACAGAUGUCAGGAUUCAUUUACUUGUCCUGCGUUUGCAAAAUGUGAAAACGUUCCUGGGGGCUACCACUGCACCUGCAAACGCGGGUUUGCAUCUACUUCUGGGGAGCAACACUUCACUGAUCCAACAGUGAAGUGCGUUGUUGACAGGUGUCGGAAUUUGUCUACUUGUCCUCCUUUUGCAACCUGUAAAAACGUCCCUGGAGGCUACCAAUGCACUUGCAAUCCCGGGUUGGCAUCCAGUUCUGGGGAGGAACACUUCACUGAUCCAACAGUGAAGUGCGUCGUCGACAGAUGUCAGGAUUUGUCUACUUGUCCUGCUUUUUCAUCCUGUGAAAACAUCCCCGGAGGCUACCACUGCACCUGCAAACGCGGGUUUGCAUCUACUUCUGGGGAACAACACUUCACUGAUCCAACAGUGAAGUGCGUUGUUGACAGGUGUCGGAAAUUGUCUACUUGUCCUCCUUUUGCAACCUGUGAAAACAUUUCCGGAGGCUACCAAUGCACCUGCAAUCGCGGGUUUGCAUCUAGUUCUGGGGAGGAACACUUCACUGAUCCAACAGUGAAAUGCAUCGUUGACAGGUGUCAGAAUUCAUCUACUUGUCCUGCCUUUGCAACCUGUGAAAAUGUUUCUGGGGCCUACCGCUGCACCUGCAAGCAUGGGUUUGCAUCUAGUUCUGGGGAGGAACAGUUCACUGAUCCAACAGUGAAAUGCAUCGUUGACAGGUGUCAGAAUUCGUCUACUUGUCCUGCUUUUGCAAUCUGUGAAAAUGUCCCUGGGGGCUACAACUGCACCUGCAACCACGGGUUUACAUCUAGUUCUGGGGAGGAACACUUCACUGAUCCAACAUUGAAGUGCGUUGUUGACAGAUGCCAGAAUUCGUCUACUUGUCCUAGUUUUGCAAAAUGUGAAAACGUUCCUGGGGGCUACCACUGCACCUGCAAUCACGGGUUUGCAUCUACUUCUGGGGAGCAACACUUCACUGAUCCAACAGUGAAGUGUAUUGUUGACAGGUGUCAGAAUUCGUCUACUUGUCCUGUUUUUGCAACCUGUGAAAACGUUCUUUGGGGCUACCACUGCACCUGCAAACAUGGGUUUGCAUCCAGUUCUGGGGAGCAAAACUUCACUGAUCCAAAAGUGAAAUGUGUCGAUGUUGAUGAAUGUUCUCAGGACCCACCAGUCUGUGGCCCUCACAACAAAUGCAACAACACCCGAGGGAGUUUCACCUGCCAAUGUUCUCCAGGUUAUUCUUCCGCCAGUGGGACCUCUUGGAAACCUGGUGACUCCCACACCUUGAACUGCACAGAAAAUCUUCUCAGCUGCCAGCCCAGGAUUAUGCACGGAGAUGAUUUCAAAAGCCUGUGUGGCAACAGCACCCAGCACGGAAACCAGCAAAGCAACACAUUGUGCACCUUCUUGAAUCAGACCUCAAAGAGCCUGGAAUCUGCAUGUGGUAAUGGAAACCAGUCAUUACCGCCGAAGGAAGUCUCUACCUCUAUCGAUUUGCUUUUCAAUGCCACUGCCCAGCAGAUUAAUGGGAGCAAGAAGGACGUUGCAUUGGUAGCCAAAAUGUUUCUGCAGAGCGUAGAAUCAGCCGCUUUGGUAGCUGCUCUGAAAAGCCCCGGGAACGAGACGCAGACUAUCACGGGAGACACGAUGACCAUCGCAGCCCUGCGGGUUACGGAUAACUGCAGUCGGGAAGGGAAGAUGAUCGAACUGAACGCUGAAAACGAGUUGAUGAGCAUUGACUGCACGACAGUGGUUGGCGCCAGCAAAGCAGGCUCCGGAGUCGUUGCCUUCAUCUCGUAUGCCACUCUCGAGUCCAUCCUGAACAAUAACUUUAUCGACCAGCAAAACCUGACAGGGGAUGACAACCUGGUUAGCAUUACGCUGAAUUCCAAGGUAGUGAGUGGGACCAUUGGGAAACCCGGACCCCUCCCCAAACCUUUCUACUUCACCCUGGAGCAUAAACAGAGAAUGGAAAUGGAAGACAAGAUUAUCUGUGUUUUCUGGAAGCUCACUGGCACCUGGUCUACUGAGGGCUGCAAACUUCUCUGUGCGAACAGCACUCACACCACCUGCACCUGUACUCACCUGUCCAGCUUUGCCAUCCUGAUGGCGUCACAUGCUAUCAAGGAGAGUUACCCACUGACCAUCAUCACCUUCGUGGGACUGACCCUCUCCCUGCUGUGCCUCUUCCUCGCCAUCCUCACCUUCCUCCUGUGCCGCUCCAUCCGCAACGUCAGCACCUCCCUCCACCUGCAGCUCUGCCUCUGCCUCUUCCUGGCCGACCUGCUCUUCCUCACCGCAGUGGACAGCGUCACCAAUAAGGUGGCGUGUGCUGUCAUUGCUGGCCUCCUACACUUCCUCUUCCUGGCCUGUUUCACCUGGAUGUUCCUGGAAGGGCUGCACCUCUUCCUCACUGUCAGGAACCUGAAGGUCGUGAAUUACACCAGCGCCGGCCAGUUCAAGAAGAGAUUCAUGUACCCGUUCGGCUACGGAGUCCCAGCCCUGGUGGUGGCUAUUUCUGCAGCGGUGAAUCACAAAGGCUACGGAACUGCCGAACACUGCUGGCUCACAAUAGAGGGAGGCUUUGUCUGGAGUUUCCUUGGACCGGUCUGCCUUAUUAUUGUGAUGAAUUUAGCAUUUUUUAUCACAACCCUCUGGCUCCUGAGAGACAAAAUCUCCUCCCUGAAUACAGAUGUCUCCACCCUCAAAAACACAAGAUUACUGACAUUUAAAGCCAUCGCCCAGCUCUUCAUUCUGGGCUGCACAUGGAGCCUUGGUCUGUUGCAAACAAAAUCGGCAGCCACGGUCAUGGCAUAUUUAUUCACCAUCAUCAACAGCCUGCAGGGAGCCUUCAUCUUCCUGGUGCACUGUCUCCUCAAUCAGCAGGUGAGACAGGAGUACAAGAGAUGGAUCAGAAGGAUUGAAAAAACCAGAACCAAGUCUCAGAUUUCCGGGCUAUCUAUGUCAGCUGUCCCCACGACCACUGGAACUGAAUGGGAAAAGUCCUCCUGAAAAAAUGGAGACUACUACUGCAUGUGGGGGAAAAUAAAGCCCAGCUCCAUUCCCAGCACCAGACGUCCCUUUUUUUACAAAGAAGAGGAAGCUGCUUAUCUCCAAUAUCCUUGCAUAGCUGCUACUCUGUGGCUUAUCCUUGUAUGGGGUAGGGGAAGGCUGUGUUUCACGUGUUUAAUUAUUUUAGCACUUUGACUUCACCCAAGUGGUUGCAGUCUCCACCCUAAAGUCUUGAAUGAGGGUCUGAUUCUGCUCCAGUUGAAGUCAACUGGAGUUUUCCCAUUGACUUCAGUGGGAGUGGGAUUGGGAGCAGUGCGCCAAAGAAUUGGCAAAUCUAUCCUGUUAAUAAAAGAUGGAAAAAUGAUUUCAUUUUGCUGUCCUUCCCCCAAACCCUAAGGCUUGGCAUUUCCCAGCCUGGGAGAACUUGGGCCAGCUUCUCAUCUCAGUUUCGACUGAUAGAAAUCCAGAAUUACUGAAGUCAAUGGAGUUACUCCGGAUUCACACCAGGAUAGCUACAAACAGAA